CUGUCACCAUCACGAGCCACCACCAUUGUGAAAAACGCGACAGCACAGCAUCUUCUUCUGCUUGUGUGUAUCUUGUCCGCCUAUUCUCCGCAGACAUGACGGACGAGUGGAUAAAAGUCACGGCGAAAUCUGGGCGCCGUCGCCACACCCGUCCCCCCACCUCAUCAUCAUCAUCACCAUCUACGUCACUAAAGACAUCUGAUUCACCAGACCCUGAUAGCACGCCGUCAUGCCGAACCACAGGGCCCUUUCUGUCUGUCGAUGAAAUUGCCCGCCAGCAUAAAUCCCUCCAAACACAAUGGGAGACCUCGACAUCUCGCGAAGCCCUGAUAGCUCUACUCGACAAGCAAUUCGCAGCGACUAGUGACGCUCCCGUUACUAUCCAGGACGCUAUUUGUCUCGGCGCAGGCACAUUUGAUCCUGCAGAUGGAAGCUGGCAGGCGAAGCGCAGCGCCCAUUUACAGGUGCUUGCCUUUGAAACCAUAGUCUCUCAUUUAGAAUCUCUCCUCGAUAAAAAAAUCAUACGCAUUACACAAGAACCAGUCCUUACCCCCAACGACGAAACAUUCCUCAAAACUCAUCUCUCACAUACCAUCCUCCCGUCACCAGAGGCCUUUCACGCCAUCACACCAAAUACCUUGCUCUACGGCAUACAUCUCUACCGGCCCAUCUACGCCGCCGCCUUGGAGAAGUCUCUCCCGGGUAUCUUUGUAGGAACAGACGCUGAUGUCUGGGAUACGGUAUCGAUGGAAAAGAAGCACGAUACGUCGCGGUUACAACAGAUUCACAAUAUAUAUAACAGGGUAACCUUUCCAGAGGAAAAGGGCGGUACGGUGUUCUUGAACACGACAAUCUACUUCCGAAAGGCAGACUCGACAAGUAGCGACGACACGAAGAACGAAAGCACCAAGGACAACAGUACCAAAGAGGACGAUAAAGGCAGAGAUACAACCACACAGAGAGAACCAAAAGAUGCUCCUACGCCAGAGAAGCAGGGCAAUCACACGACAUUACAUACCCAAGACAACAAAAAGGAGGACUUCACCACACAGGACGGAGGCAAAGGAGAAGCUUCAAAGACAGCCACAAUAGAUGACCGAAAGAUUUAGAGACACAUCUAUACACAGCAUCGCACGACUCCAAGAAACAACACGCACCAUCAUAGCAUAUAGACAUUAGCGCACACCAUGUAAUCAAUAUUGUAUAUUCCGUGCCCAUAUAUGUAUAUAGAUAUAUCUACGUACCCGUAUGUCCUCCCUUCUUCUAGCAAUGCAAAUAUAAAACAACCAAGCAAAACAAAAACAAGAAGCAGCUGGCUUCGUUUUGGGCCAUGAGCAAAAAAGAAAAACGAAAACACCGACACACCGACUGGAAUAAAACGCCGGCUCAUCAUCACCAUUCACAUCGUCUCUCUUCAUCCAUCCCGCACUGGCCAAAAUACAUAACAAGCAACAGGUUGGCAUUCCCAUCGCAAAAGCAUAAAACGCAAAGUACACAUCAUCAUCUCCCUCUAUUCGAUCUGUUUUAUACAGUCUUGCCUCCACAGUCGGGAAUCUUGACUCCCUUCUUCAGAUUUCGGUUGACGUCGAGAAUACCCCAUUGGUCCUCCCACUCCUUGCCCGGCUCGUUAAAGCGUACUUUCCACGGCUCGUCAAAGGCAGUAAACCAAAAGUAGUUGAGGUUGUUCUCCAGCGACUGACAGACCCAGUCCGCCAUGAAGCGGUUCAGUUCAUCGAUGCCGGCCACGGCGCCAGGGUCGCAGGUUGUCGCUUCACCGCAGCUGUGGCCGCCCUUGGUGGGCCAGCCAGUCUCAGCAAUGAUACCCUUGCUCUUGUCCUUGAGUAGGAUCGCGUUAUGCGUGUUCCAAAAGUCUAAUGUCCACGCCGCCGACUUGGACGCCUCUGUGCCACUGAAGAAGGGAUGCACGUUGGCCAUGACGUAGUCGCUCGAUGCUGCAAGGGUCGCGUCCCAGUCGUCGCCCAAGUCGGACGUUGCUACCGGGAGAGACAUACCCUUUGCUGUCAGGUUAGUGCGCACACUGCUCAUAAGUGUGCUGAGCUGGCUAAUGGUCAUUUGCUUGCGGAACAGGAUUUCGUUGGCAACAAUGAUGCCCUUGAAAGGAUCCGCUCCGUACUUGUCAAGAAUAUCCCACAUUUGCGCCAGCUGGCGUUUGUUGGUCUUGGCAUCAUUGUCUUGCCAGACACCCAUCCAAAUCUUCAUGUCCUUCUCGAGGCCGAGUUGCUUAAUCGAGUGGAUCACCAUCUCAGUCUGGUUGCAGUCUGUGCCGUAUAGGCGAAUAGUAUUCGUCAGGCGGCUCAGAAUGGCAACAUCACGAGUAACAUUGUUUUGCGAUGGCGCGGCUUUGGUGCAGUCGGGGUAUUGCGUGUUCAUCGGUGUGUAGUCCACACCGGGGAAAACACGAUAGAGGCCCUUAGUGGCCAGCAGCGACUUAAUCUCGGCGCUGUUGGCGUUCAAGUCUCCCUUGCUGUCGUCGUUGAAGCCGGCAUCAGAGCCAGAGUUCUUGCGACCGGCAAUGACGGAGCCAACAACACCUCCGACAAUGGCUCCUACAACAAUGACGAAGCCCAAAACAAUAAUAGCCCACUUCCACUUUUUACUUCGCGGUGGCUUCUCAUUCCAGCUAUCUCUUCGUCCAUCAGGAGACAUAUCACGGGCAAAGACACCGCGGUUCAAUGCGGAAGAGCCAGCGCGGCCACCAGCGGCCGCACCAAUGGCGGCAGCUGCUCCGAUACCAGCUCUGGCACCCUGCCGCGAGGCCGUACGUGAGGCCGUACGCGAGGCACUACGGGAGCCACGGCCAUAAUGAAGGCCAUCGUCGCCGUCAUCCUCAAUCUCGGCUGGGUUGACGACACCCAAGUUGUCGUCGUGUCGCGGAAGUGAGGCAUAGCUCCGAUAGGCUUCUUCUCCGUAAGGGUCCGCCAUGGAUGCCGGACCGCUUCUCGCUAUUGAGAGCGACGAGGCCGAGGAAGCUGCAGCGCCAAACGGGUUAAGUGAUGACCGAGAGUCACGAUCCAGACGGUGGUGACCAGCAGGUGACCCGGCAAUGGGAGGAUAGUAGUUGCUGUUUCUUGGGGAGUUGCUUCCCCUAGAAUUUCUGUUAUGCUGUAAACGUGACGGCGGAGGGGGGAUACGAUUGCCCUGGUUGUACUCGUCGGUAUAGACCUCACGUGAAGCACGGCGCGGACUGUGGUAGGCUAGAGAACCGCUGCCGUUGUCUCUCGAGACAGACUGGCUGUAGUUGUCGAGGUUGUUUAAGCUAAUAUCGUCGGAGCUAUAGUGGACGUCGGGGGUGGCAAGAUCGUACGAAGGAUGAUAUGGCUGUUGCUGCUGGUGCUGUUGCUGCUGGUGCUGUUGCUGCUGGUGCUGUUGCUGUUGUUCGUGUCUCGAGUUGCGGCGGUAGGAAUAGUCGCCGUGUCGUGGUGGAGGUGGUGCGGCAGGAUCUUGGCGGGGGCUCUCGUAUCGCUGGCCGUGUCCUCUAGACGGGCUGGAAGAGGCGGGAGAGUGAUCGCGGUGAUCCUGGUGGUAGUGUGCGUUGUCGUAGUAGGGAGGCUCGUCUGCGGGUGGUGGUGGUGGUUGGGCGUACGAGUUUGGGACAGGUCUUCUGGAAGCUGGCGCCUCAUGGUAGGAGCGUCUGGACGUGGCGGGAUCCAGAGGCUCCCUCUCGUAGGGCUCAUUGUCUGCGUAGUGCUGCAUGGCUGGCAGAGUCGCGGUAACAGAGCAAGCAGGGGAAGGGACGGUGCGACAGAGAUCGCGGUAGUAGUAGAAGGCAAGCAAGACACAGAGGAGCAGGUCCAAGUGGCAAUGCCGACUGUGGUUCCUACUCCAAACAAGACGGGUUUAUGAAUCCGAGUAAAUCGGGGGAGACGAGUAAGAGACAAAGGUGCGCAGUGAUUGAGCGUCCAACGUCCAAACUUGCGGUUGAGCGAGGGUUGACUCUAGUCUUGUUUGCUGUGACAACAGCUGACGAAGGCGACGACUAUUACCACAGACGGCGUACGUGCUGCUGCUGGACAACAGUCACUCUUCUGCUGUGUAUCGGCUGCUUUGCUGGGGUGAAGUUGUCAAGUUUGCAACCAAAGAACGCAGGCGUAGUAUUGGAGGAGGAGGAAGAGGUUGUUGGUUGGCUGGCUUUGUUGGUAGGUGAGUAGCUGGCGUUUUGGGGUCACGAUGCUGGCGGAGUAGCGUUGAGUGCGACUUGGUUGGAGAGAAAGCCAGGUGUCAGGCUGAUCGGGCAGGUUGUAUUGUGUCGUCGAGGAAGCGUGCUGUGUGUCGUAAAGGCCGUGUAGAAAAACGAAGGAAGAGAAAAACACGAGCAGCAAACGCUGAACCAAAGCAGAGGGAAAAGGGAAGAGAAGGG
This is a messenger RNA of [Torrubiella] hemipterigena, 4378 nucleotides long. Lineage: Eukaryota; Fungi; Ascomycota; Sordariomycetes; Hypocreales; Clavicipitaceae. The record is from the annotation of a GenBank genome assembly.